Messenger RNA from Meyerozyma guilliermondii ATCC 6260, 2856 nucleotides. RefSeq lists its product as uncharacterized. The record is from RefSeq and is a predicted model, not a curated record. Bases 1 to 2856 code for a protein of 951 amino acids. Lineage: Eukaryota; Fungi; Ascomycota; Pichiomycetes; Serinales; Debaryomycetaceae. The transcript has a single exon.
AUGCCAACCCUUGACGAUCAAGUAUUGAACAGGAGUGGUCGGCACCUUGAUGGAGCUUAUGAUCAAAGAAGAGCACGAUCCAGCUCUCCCAUCAAAAAGAGAAUCACUCGUGUGGAUCUUCCUCCCAUACCUUAUGCCACCGAAGAAGACAUCAAAUCGGUCUCUUCUGGAGGUUCAAGAGUCAGCGAUGAGCUCAAACUCCUUUCAAAGUCUCCGCUAUCAAAACGCUUGCAUAUCAAUGCUGCUGGCUCUGGCAGCAAGUAUGUGAUUCCCAUUCCAUUUACUCUUCAGUUGCCCCCAAAAUUGAGUCCGAGGAACAGAACCCCGGCAUCUUCUUGUGCUCUGUCUCCUGAACGCCAAAAGUCCCCCAGUCGUCUCAUGUACACUGGGAGUGGAUACGAAAUGGUUGACUCUGAUGACGGUAAUAGUUUCCUGGAAGCUCAACUCAACAAGGCUAUUGCCAUGUCUCCAAAGACACCCACCAAAUCUCCAAGUGGUCCCAAGGGAAUUUAUACCAAACCCAAAAAAGAUCUUGACGAAAUGAGUGUGAUCAAUGAGGUUCCCAGCGCUGGAAAUUCUCGUGCAUCAAGUUUGCAUUCAAGGCUUCGUGAGCUUGCUCAGGAAACUCCACCUGCUGUUCCUGCAAAGCCUGUAAAAUCCAUGAAAACUUCCAAGUCUGGACCAAUACAUCCGGUUCCUUAUCCAAUGGACUUGGAAGCAGAGAAGCUUCGCUUCGGUUCAGUAAACCUUCAAAGAAAACCUCCUCCGGCUGCCCAAAAUGACCAUCAAUUGCAAAAGACCACUACAAUUGCAAACUUCUCCCAGGUAAGAGACUCUGACAAUUCCCCAUAUAGAGAGCAAAUUCGACUUUUCAGCGAAGGGUCGGCUGUCUCUUCCUCAAGGUCCUUCAGCUCCGUUGAAGAGGCUGUUCGUGGUCGACUGGUGUCCGAUUUCAGACGAGGGUUUGGCAAUUUUCCUAACAAGGACGAAAGUGUGGUGGCAGAAUCUGAUUCUGAGUCCACUUCUGCAUCGUACUCCGAGUCAGAAAAUAGCUCCAUUACAGCGAGCUCAGCAUCUUGGGACUCGCUCCAGAACAGUGUCGAUAUUACUAUUGGUGAUGGUAAGUCCAUGGUAGCAGAAGAGUCAGCUGAAGAUUCUCAAAUAGAAUCUGAAGGCGAAGAUUCAUGGACAGACUCCAGUGUGGAAAAUGCGUCCGAAACAAAUAAGAAUACCGUCGUCAAUAGCCUUUACUUGUCCAAUGUCGACCUUCCAAUAUCUGUUGAGCGGAAAGCGACACUGGAAAGUGAAAAGCUGAAGAAACCAGACGACGACGUCACCUCACAACCAAUCUUGAGCCACGGAAAUAAUGGCGCAGGAAGAGAGUUCAGCUUUCCGAAUAAUACCACUAAUAUCACCAACAGCCCUUCUAUAAAGUCCCGCAAGGACCCAUAUGAGAACAAGUCCACAAAAUUCAAUUUCUCCACCUCUGCUGGACAGAUUGAAAUUCCUGAUAUUGAUAACCUUAGUUCCAACUACAAUUGGAGUGAGAGUUCUCAAUACUUAGCUGUAUAUCAAGGCACUAAAGAGGACGCUCGAGAAACUAAAGAUGAAUCAAGUUCCAAGUCAGAGGCUGGACUGCUGGUAUUGGAGCCCAUAGGAUUUCCUAGUCAAGCUGCCAAACAGGUGGUUCAACUUCAAUUUCAAAACAUGUACCAUGGCUCCGAUGCUGAUUCGGACAGUGGUAUGGAAUCAAUUACCUAUUCCGCAUACUCAACUACUCCAAAAUCUAAAUCAACUCCAUGUCUUUCGUCAGGAACCCAGAAGUCUCUUCCUCCAUUACCUCAAGAAGUUACCGAAACUCAACCACAAUUGCAGCCUCCUGUCAACAUGAGAGCAAUGGGCCACAGACGGGGCCAUACCAGAUCCAAGUCUGUCGACCUAGACAGUUUGUUCUCAAUGAAUAUGAGAGAAUCAGUGAGAACGAACGAGCCUUCAAAAUUUGAAAGUGUGAAAGAUACUGAAGAAACGGAAAACAUUAUCGUCAACGAGCCUCCGAAAAAGAUCUCCUACGAGGUAGACUUUACAGAGGUCGAGAAGGGUGAUGACGAAAUGCAGACUCCACAUGGAUUGGACCGCACAUUCACUGAACAUCUCAGAAAGACGUUAGGAAAAAUGGAGAAGCUUGACUUGAAGGGUAAAGCUACCAAUGACAUCUAUAUUCCCCCACGACUGUCUGAGAAAACGGUUCCAUCUUUCGAGCGUCAAAUGUUCAGGCUCCCUCCAAAGCCAAGAUUUGACGACAAUUCGUCGAAUUCUGCUACCAGCUAUCAGUCGAGUAGAUCAGCUAUUAGCAAUGACUCUACUGCUGCUUCAGACACAGAAAGUGUGGUAAUAGAUUUGACAGAAGACAAAUUCGACAUAUGCACUGUGAAGAGAAAUAACUCCACCGCAUCUUAUAUGUCAAUCACAGAGAAGACAAAGGAAGGUAAGCCAGUUGAAGUUGUCUUGGUCGACGACGACCAAAAGGAUGAGUUGGAGAGUAUCUACUCCAAAUAUCGCAACGACAAUUGGUUAUUCAGAACCAACUCUACAACCUCAUCAUCAGCUUCUUUCUCCAGCGGUGCUUCUUUCGACUCGAAUGCCAGAUCUGAAACAGCCUUGAAGCUCAAACCGAGAGACCAAUUAGCGGCAAUUGGCCGUCCUCUGAUAUCUCAGAGAUACCAGAAGAGUUUGGCUGUUCCUGGAAGGGAACUUUCAAAAUCAAGCAGCCGCUAUUCCAAUCGUCGUUACUCCAAAUUGCAGACCAUUCGCCAAGCUGAAGGACAGAAUCAACUCCCGAUUGUUCAAGAGAAAUAG